GAGUUCGUACCAAAUGUAAGCGAUUCUUACACGUAACAAUAAGGAUAGAUCAAGAUCUGGUUUUAUUCCACGAAUGCAAAGGCAUAUUAAUAGAACUUCAGAUAAGAUAAAUUUUGGAUGACAAUUUUGACAGAAUAUACUGUUUUGGUAACAUAGUGGAUUGAAUAUGCCGACCAAUAUGAAGGAAUUGCCAGUUUCCGUCGGCCCAGAACAUUGGAGAUUUCUUCAAAAAGGAAAGUUUUCAGAUUUACAGAAUGACUCCUCGAACUGCUCAAUGGACGAUAGUCUUGACACAGAUGCAGAUCCCGCGAUGUCAGAUCCUUGUUGUGACAGAGAAAACCCAGUUGUAGUUGAAGGUCAAAGAAUAUGCGACGCCCAAGAUCAAAUUAGAGGGGGCGUUAUUAGGACACCAUGUACGAAAACAAGAAUGUCUGAAGCAUUGGGAUCAGAAGUUUAUUUUAAAAAAGAGUUCAUGCAGUUCACGGGAAGCUUCAAAGACCGAGGAGCGCUACUAGCCUUGAUGAAUUUAACAGAGGAGCAGAAAAAACGAGGUGUUGUGACGACUUCAGCGGGAAAUCAUGCACAAGCCAUGGCUUUUCAGGGUGGAAAAUUGGGAAUUCCAGUGACAGUAGUAAUGCCUAAAACGGCACCUCUGGUCAAGGUAUCAAGUUGCCGAGAUUUAAAAGCAGAGGUAGUGUUGUACGGAUCUAGAUUUGAUGAAGCAAAAGCCCACGCCAUGAAAUUAAGAAACGAGAGAAACCUUAUAUACAUUGACGGAUACGACCAUCCUGAUAUUCUUGCCGGACAAGGCACUGUAGGUCUUGAAAUUUUAGAAGAUGUGCCGGAUGUUGAUUACGUCAUAGUUCCAGUAGGAGGAGGCGGUCUUGUAGCAGGGGUAUCAGCAGCAAUUAAACACGUUAAUCCCCACGUUCAAAUCAUCGGUGUGGAGUCAGAACGUUGUCCAAGUUGGCACACUGCAAUGGAAAACGGGCAACCAAUCAAAUGUCAGCAAACAAUCAAAGGUGCAAAACAAUCUAUUUCAGACGGAUUAAAUGUUAUAAGGGUCGGUUACAAUGCAUUUGCAACUGCUAAGAUUGACCGUAUGGUUACUGUAUCGGAAAAAUAUAUUGCUGUUGCCAUAUUGCGAUUGUUAGAAGGAGAGAAAUCUGUUGUGGAGGGGGCGGGUGCGAUUGGAUACGCAGCACUUCUUUCUGGCGUAUUACCGGAAGUCAAAGGGAAAAAAGUAGCAUGCAUUUUAUGUGGCGGAAACAUUGACGCAACGGUGCUUGGACUUGUUAUUGAUCGUGCACUUGUGCAAGAGGGCAGAAUGUCUAGAUUCAUGGUAGUAGUUAGCGACAGACCCGGUGGAUUAGCUCGACUUGUAGCUAUACUCGCACAUAUGGGAGCAAGUGUUAAAGAGAUAGGCCACGACAGAAUUUCUUUGGCUUCUUACGUUUAUAUGACUGGAAUCACAUGCACCGUCGAAACGAAAAACAAAGCUCAUGCACAAGAAGUUCGUCAAAGACUAGAAGAAACUUAUGGAGAAGAUUUGAGGUGGCAGCAAGAGUCGGAUGAAUGAUUCAUCAUUUUUACUUCCACGGGGAAGUUUUGAAAAUAACAUUGUUUUAUUUCACAUUUUAACAAUUAUAACUUAAAUUGCAUACUAGUAUUUAAAAAGGAUUAAAUAAAAUUUCUUUACUAACGUCAUAAAUAUAUAAAUUAGUAUAAAGCAGUCGGUAUGAAAAUGCACUUAAUAUAUAAUAAUAUUGCAAUAAUGAAUUUUCUAACAAUU
This is a messenger RNA of Styela clava, 1792 nucleotides long. RefSeq names its product L-threonine ammonia-lyase-like. Lineage: Eukaryota; Metazoa; Chordata; Ascidiacea; Stolidobranchia; Styelidae. The record is from RefSeq and is a predicted model, not a curated record. Gene Ontology annotation, molecular function: pyridoxal phosphate binding; L-serine ammonia-lyase activity; threonine deaminase activity. Gene Ontology annotation, biological process: L-serine catabolic process; L-threonine catabolic process.